AUGCAGUCUAAGCACUUUGGUUCCCAGAGCCCAAGUUGUAAGAUCAUGACCUUCUACCCAACCAUGGAAGAAUUUGCGGACUUCAACAAAUACAUUGCUUACAUAGAAUCGCAAGGGGCCCACCGAGCAGGCUUGGCUAAGAUAGUUCCACCCAAGGAAUGGAAAGCCAGACAGACCUACGACGAUAUCGAUGACAUCUUAAUAGCCGCUCCGCUGCAGCAGGUGGUCUCUGGGAGGGCAGGUGUGUUUACUCAAUACCACAAAAAGAAGAAAGCCAUGACCGUGGCAGAGUACCGCCACUUAGCAAAUACUGAAAAAUACCAGACUCCAUUCUACUCCGAUUUUGAGGAAUUGGAGCGAAAAUACUGGAAAACCCGCAUGUACGCGUCCCCAAUAUACGGCGCGGACAUCAGUGGCUCUUUGUUUGAUGAAAACACGAAGCAGUGGAACCUGGGGCACCUGGGAACCAUCCAGGACCUGCUGGAGCAGGAGUGCGGGGUGGUCAUCGAGGGCGUCAACACCCCCUACCUGUACUUCGGCAUGUGGAAGACCGCCUUCGCCUGGCACACGGAGGACAUGGACCUUUACAGCAUCAACUUCCUGCACUUCGGGGAGCCCAAGACCUGGUACGCGGUGCCGCCCGAGCACGGCCGGCGCCUGGAACGCCUGGCCCGCGAGCUCUUCCCCGGCAGCUCGCGGGACUGCGAGGCCUUCCUGCGGCACAAGGCGGCGCUCAUCUCGCCCACGGUGCUCCGGAACAACGGCAUCCCCUUCGGUCGGGUCACGCAGGAGGCGGGCGAGUUCAUGGUCACCUUCCCCUACGGCUACCACUCGGGCUUCAACCACGGCUUCAACUGCGCCGAGGCCAUCAAUUUCGCCACCCCUCGCUGGAUCGAUUACGGCAAAGUGGCCUCGCAGUGCAGCUGCGGCGAGGCGCAGGUGGCCUUCUCCAUGGACGCCUUCGUGCGCAUCCUGCAGCCCGAGCGCUAUGAGCUGUGGAAGCGCGGGCAGGACCGGGCGGUGGUGAACCACGCCGAGCCCGCGGCGCCGGGUGGCCGGGAGCUGAGCGCCUGGAGCGGGGUGCACUCGCCCUGGGGAACCCGGCUCGCCUGCAACUCCCUGGAGCCGCGCCAGACCCCGCCGCUGACGCCAGGUCCAUCCGCCCCAGCUCACCACCCAACUGGCAGAUGUGCUUCUCGACGUCGUCCUCGGGAAAAGGGAAAAGGGUCUCCGCGCCUCUCGGGGGCAACACGUUCUUCCUCUGCCCCCCAGUCCGCGGAGGCCGCCCCCGCCUGCAGCUCCCCGCAGCAGGGCCUGACUCCACUGCCGACCCCAAGCCCACCCGGCAGGGAUCGCCCCGGAAAUGGCAGGCGCGGGUCUCAUCAGUGUCCUCGGGAAGAGGGGCCCAGGGAAGCUGCGGUCCGGGCCCAGGUUAGGAGGGGCCUCUCCUCAGACACGGCGCACGCAUCUCUGGAGCUCGAAGCUCAGGUCCUGUUUGCGGACGCCCCUUCGAUGGACAGCCCUGCCCUGCUGAGCCCUCGACUCCAGCAUCCUGCUAAGGCUUCCGGAUGCUGCUGUGCUCCUGAUCUUCAACCUUUGGGUCCCCCUUUGGAUCCUGGAAAUCCAAUGCACCCCGGCCCGUGCCUGCGAUCUCUGGAGGGUAUUGCAGCCGGUGUCCUUGACGGCGCCCCCUUGAUUCCUCCCAACGUCAGUGAGACUCUGACCGCGUUCCCCAGAGACGCUGCUAGGAACUGCAGGGCCCCCAUGAACUUGUGUGAGGUGCCGCGCGGGCUGGUGGAGCCGCAGAUUGAUGACCCCAACAGCAGCCUGGAGGAGGUGACGGAUGAGGCCGAGGCCGUCAGGUCUGUGAACAAACUGGGGAGCAACCAAGCCUUGAAUGCAGAUUUCCUGGGUUCUGAUUACCGAACCGGGCAGCUCUACCCCUUCUCCCUCAGCAGUGACCCCCACUCGGCCACCUUCACGCUCACAAACGCGGCUCCGAUGACCCCGUCCUUCCAGGAAAGGUGGUACGUGAACCUCAACAGUCUGAUGGAGCGAGCUCUGACCCCGCAGUGUGGCAGCGGGGACGACCUCUACAUCAUCACAGGCGCCGUGCCCUCAGACCUCAAGGUCAAAGACAGAGUGAGCAUCCCGGAGUUCGUCUGGCUGGCGGCCUGCUGCGCAGUGCCUGCGGGAGGCUGGGCCAUGGGCUUUGUCAAGCACGCCGGGGACCGGGAGGUCAUCGAGGAUGUGAUGCUGAGGGACCUGGAGAAGCUGCUUCCGUUCCCCCUUCAGCUGUUCCGGGACAACUGCGGGGAGACUGACCAAGACACGGAGAAGAUGAAAAAAAUCCUGGAGGUGGUUAACCAAGUCCAGGAUGAGGAGCGGAGGCUGGACUCUGAGGGGGGCUCGGGGACCCUCUCCAGCGUGAGGGGCACCAGGUCCGCCCUGCCACCUCCCGGGACAUCUGGGGAAGGGAGUAGCCUUCUGGGAAGACUCCUGGGCUUUGUCGCUACCCCGCUCAUCAAGGUCUGCCAGUUAAUUUAUUACCUUGCCUUCGGGAUCCUGAAGUACACUGUGUAUGUCCUGUGGUAUGUCACGAAGCAGGUGAUUAACGGUCUAGAAAGUUGCCUUUAUCGCCUGGGGUCAGCCACCAUCACCUACUUCUUGACCAUCGGGGAGGAGCUGGGCAGCAUUCCCUGGAAGGUCCUCAAAGUCACGGUCAGGAUCGCCAGGGCCGUGCUCCGGAUCCUCUGCUGCCUGCUGAAGGUGGUCUGCCGCGUCGUGGGGGUCCCUGUCCGGGUGCUUGUGGACGUGGCCACGUUCCCCGUGUACACCAUAGGCGCAGUUCCAAUCGUCUGCAGGGACAUUGCCGUGGGCCUUGGUGGCAUCCUCUCUCUGCUCUUUGACACGGCUUUUGGCACCAUGGGUGGUCUGUUUCAGGUCAUUUUUACUGUCUGCAAGCGGGUUGGCUACAAGAUUACUUUUGACAAUCCUGGGGAGUUAUAG
This is a messenger RNA of Rangifer tarandus platyrhynchus (Svalbard reindeer), 3009 nucleotides long. The record is from the annotation of a GenBank genome assembly. Lineage: Eukaryota; Metazoa; Chordata; Mammalia; Artiodactyla; Cervidae.